AUGGCGAAUAUAGUUUUCUCUGUGCCCACCAUGACAGAUAAAGGCGAGAUUCUUCAGUUUUUAUUUAAAUAUUUUAUAACACAAGAGUCAAUGAGCCGCGCUGCUAAAAUUACUGAAGAGCAGUUCCGUCCAUGCGCUGAGGAAAUAUUGGAUAGCUCGCUAAAAGUUCCAUUUUCGGUCAUUGCUCGGGAAAAAGAAACUAAUGAGUUGGCUGGCAUUUUAUUACAAUCCAUUUGGGAGAAGAGUGAGGAGGAUAUUGAAAAUCAAUAUUCUUUUGGAACACCUAAUCAAUCGCCAAGCGGUUCAAUAGCCUUUGUAUUGAAUCAGCUGCAUAAUUCCUUCUAUAAAUUGGUCCCGGAUGACGUCAGUAGAGUUUUGCACAGAGAGAUGAGUUGUGUUGCUGCCAAGUUUCAAAGACAAGGAAUAGCUAAGCGAAUGGCUCUGUAUCACUUGGAGAAUCCUAAACUAAAUGAAUUCAAAAUACAAGGAAUCGCAUCAGAAACCAGUUCUCAGGCUAAUCAAGCUUUGUUGCAGAAACUUGGAUACAAGACAAUCAAAGAAGUUCAUUUCAAAAAUAUUGUGGAUGCAGAUGGCAAGCCAACCCUUAUCUGUGAUGAUGGAACAGAGAAGGCUGUUCUGAACUAUUUGAAGAUCUGA
Auanema sp. JU1783 is the source of this 657-nucleotide messenger RNA. NCBI's taxonomy places the organism in Eukaryota, Metazoa, Nematoda, Chromadorea, Rhabditida, Rhabditidae. The record is from the annotation of a GenBank genome assembly.